This is a messenger RNA of Piliocolobus tephrosceles (Ugandan red Colobus), 2021 nucleotides long. RefSeq names its product trafficking regulator and scaffold protein tamalin (gene TAMALIN). Gene Ontology annotation, cellular component: plasma membrane. Bases 144 to 1331 code for a protein of 395 amino acids. The transcript is spliced from 8 exons. Gene Ontology annotation, molecular function: protein binding. The record is from RefSeq and is a predicted model, not a curated record. Gene Ontology annotation, biological process: signal transduction. Lineage: Eukaryota; Metazoa; Chordata; Mammalia; Primates; Cercopithecidae.
CCCGCCCGCCCCCCACCCCGCCCCGCUCUCGGAGCCUAUAAAGGGAGGUGACGGGCGGCCAGCCCGGCUGGCAUCCCCGAGCCGCCGCCAGCACCGCCGAGCGGAGCCAGAGCCGUCUCCACCGGGCGCCCGGCGCCGAAGCCAUGACCCUCCGCCGACUCAGGAAGCUGCAGCAGAAGGAGGAGGCGGCAGCCACCCCCGACCCCGCCGCCCGGGCUCCCGACUCGGAAGUCGCGCCCGCCGCUCCGGCCCAGACCCCGGGACCCCCUGCAGCAGCCGCCACCCCUGGGCCCCCAGCGGACGAGCUGUACGCGGCGCUGGAGGACUACCACCCUGCCGAGCUGUAUCGCGCGCUCGCCGUGUCCGGGGGCACCCUGCCUCGCCGAAAGGGCUCAGGAUUCCGCUGGAAGAAUCUCAGCCAGAGUCCUGAACAGCAGCGGAAAGUGCUGACGUUGGAGAAGGAGGAUAACCAGACCUUCGGCUUUGAGAUCCAGACUUAUGGCCUUCACCACCGGGAGGAGCAGCGUGUGGAAAUGGUGACCUUUGUCUGCCGAGUUCAUGAGUCUAGCCCUGCCCAGCUGGCUGGGCUCACACCAGGGGACACCAUCGCCAGCGUCAAUGGCCUGAACGUGGAAGGCAUCCGGCAUCGAGAGAUCGUGGACAUCAUAAAGGCGUCGGGCAACAUUCUCAGACUGGAAACUCUAUAUGGGACAUCAAUCCGGAAGGCGGAACUGGAGGCUCGUCUGCAGUACCUGAAGCAAACCCUGUAUGAGAAGUGGGGAGAGUACAGGUCCCUAAUGGUGCAGGAGCAGCGGCUGGUGCAUGGCCUGGUGGUGAAGGACCCCAGCAUCUAUGACACGCUGGAGUCGGUGCGCUCCUGCCUCUACGGCGCGGGCCUGCUCCCGGGCUCGCUGCCCUUCGGGCCUCUGCUCGCCGUGCCCGGGCGUCCCCGCGGAGGCGCCCGACGGGCCAGGGGCGACGCCGACGACGCCGUCUACCAUACGUGCUUCUUCGGGGACUCCGAGCCGCCGGCGCUGCCGCCCCCGCCGCCCCCGGUCCGUGUCCUGGGUCCGGGCCCAGCUGAGACCCCUGCAGUGGGGCUGGGCCCAGGGCCGCGGGCCGCGUUAAGCCGCAGCGCCAGUGUGCGGUGCGCAGGCCCUGGCGGGGGCGGAGGCGGGGGCGCGCCGGGAGCGCUCUGGACUGAGGCCCGCGAGCAGGCCCUAUGCGGCCCCGGCCUGCGCAAAACUAAGUACCGCAGCUUCCGCCGGCGGCUGCUCAAGUUCAUCCCCGGACUCAACCGCUCCCUGGAGGAGGAGGAGAGCCAGCUGUAGGGGCGGGGGCGGGCAGGGAGGUAUUUAUUUAUUUAUUCGCAACAGACAGCGCUAAAAGAGGGGGAGGCCGAGCCAAGAGGACCCGAGGAGCCCAGAGCAGCGGGAGAGGGUCCUUGCUAGCCUCAGCCCACCGGGUCGGUUCCUGGCUGGUGUCUGCUGAGGGAGUGGGGGGCCCAGCCCCUUCUCUUCUCCCCUGCCAAACCACAGUGGGAGCUGGGGCAGGGGGAGAGCCAGGAAAUCGGGGGCCAAAGAUGGGGGUGCUCGCCUACAGUCUGCAUCUGUAGUGCCUUGUGGGGUAUCCAGGAACAUCCUCCCAGCAGGGGAUUAGGGACCUUGUCCCAUGAAGCCCUCUCCUCAGCUUUACUUGCUCCCCCGCCCUUAGCCUUGGGGAGAAAUGGCCCGUGGUGGGCUGACCCCCCACCCUCCACACACAGUUCCAUGACCCAGCGGGCCUUCAGGGGCAUCGGGUGCUGGUCCUCCUCCCUCCUGGCCUCGACCCCUAAGGGCUUCGCCCCUCCCAGGGGCCUGUAACUAAGUCGGGUCCUGCCAGGCAGGGGGCCUGUGUUCUGUGCCCCUUGGGGGACAGGAACGGGCAAGUUCAGGUGGGGUGGGGACAGCACAGACUGUUCCACCGUUCUGCAUAUUGUUGCUUCUGAACCACAAACUGUAUAAAAUGGAUGGUUUUUUGCA